This is a messenger RNA of Populus euphratica (Euphrates poplar), 4491 nucleotides long. RefSeq names its product enhancer of mRNA-decapping protein 4-like. Lineage: Eukaryota; Viridiplantae; Streptophyta; Magnoliopsida; Malpighiales; Salicaceae. The record is from RefSeq and is a predicted model, not a curated record. The transcript is spliced from 12 exons. Gene Ontology annotation, biological process: deadenylation-independent decapping of nuclear-transcribed mRNA. Gene Ontology annotation, molecular function: protein binding. Gene Ontology annotation, cellular component: P-body. Bases 56 to 4141 code for a protein of 1361 amino acids.
CCCCCUUCAUCUUCCCUCGUCCCCGCCUCUUCGCUUCCUUCAUUUCCCUCUCAUCAUGGCAUCCCGAAAUCAUCACCAACAGCAGCCAUCACCGUCGCCAUCACAAUCACAUUCUCCUCCUCUUGACAUGAACACAUUCUUCAUGCCCACACCCACUUCACCACCACCACCACCCCAAAACCCUUCACCCCCUCUUCCUCCCAACCUCGUGGUUCUUCCACCCCAACAAAUCCCUUCCUCUUCUUAUCCUCCCCCCAAUAGGACCCACCACUUCCCCUUCCCCUUCCCACCCUCUUACCCUCCCCAACAAAACCCUAACCCAAACAACCCACCACCUCUUGCUAACAUGCACCCCCAACGUUCCCUCUCCUAUCCUACACCCUCUCUCACCCCGAACCAACAACCCCAAGACCGUUCUGGUGCCGAAAUCAUGGCCCUCCUCCGCCCCCCUCAAAAUCAAGAACCACCACCACUCCCUCCGCCAGCCCAAGACUUAUCCGGGGCUCUUAGCAAUAAUUUUAUGGGUCCUGUUCGGACGCCUAGCUGUACUAGCAGUAAGAUGCCUAAGGGGAGGAGGGUGGUUGGUGAAGAUGUAGUGUAUGAUGUGGAUGUUAGGUUGCCAGGGGAGGCACAGCCGCGGCUUGAAGUUACGCCGAUAACCAAGUACAUUUCGGAUCCUCAGCUGUGUUUAGGAAGGCAAAUUGCUGUUAAUAAGAGUUAUAUUUGUUAUGGGUUGAAGCAAGGGACUAUUCGGAUUCUUAAUAUCAAUACCGCAUUGAGGUCUUUGUUUCGGACUCAGUCUCAGAGGGUCACUUGCAUGGCUUUUUUUGCCGAGGAUGUUCAUCUUUUGGCUAGUGCUGGAAUAGAUGGACGGAUUAAUGUCUGGAAGAUCUCUGAAGGUCCAGAUGAGGAAGAUAAGCCACAGAUUACAGGAAAGACUAUUAUUGCUAUCCAAGUAGUUGGUGAGGGGGAAAUAAAGCACCCAAAAGUCUGUUGGCAUUGUUAUAAACAGGAAAUUUUGGUGGUCGGAAUUGGUAAACAAGUUCUGAGAAUUGAUACUAACAAAGUUGGAAAGGGUGAGGUCUAUUCCUCUGAGGCACCUCUUCAGUGUCCUGUUGACAAGCUGAUUGAUGGGGUCCAAUUCAUUGGUAAACAUGAUGGAGAAGUCACUGCUUUGUCAAUGUGCCAAUGGAUGACCACCCGUUUGGUUUCUUCUUCUAUGGAUGGCACGAUAAAGAUUUGGGACGAUCUCAAGGCAUCACCACUUGUGGUUUUGAGACCACAUGAUGGCCAACCUGUUUAUUCAGCCAUGUUCUUGAUUGCUACUGACCAGCCAGAUCACAUCAUUCUUGUCACAGCAGGGCCUCAGAUUAGGGAAUUGAAGAUUUGGGUCUCAGCCAGUGAAGAAGGUUGGCUCCUGCCUAAUGAUUCUGAUUUGUUGAAUUGCACCCAGACAUUAGAGCUGAAGAGUUCAGCUGAACCUCGAGUUGAGGAGGCAUUCUUCAAUCAAGUAGUAGCAUUGUCUCAGAUGGGCCUUAUUUUACUUGCAAACGCAAAGAGGAAUGCUAUUUAUGCCGUGCACUUAGAUUAUGGUCCUAAUCCAGCAUCAGCUCGUAUGGAUUGCAUAUCAGAGUUUACUGUCACUAUGCCUAUCUUGUGUUUAACCGGGAUGAGUGAUGUCCUGCAUGGCCAAUCUGUCGCUCAAGUUUAUUGCGUACAGACAAAGGCAAUUCAACAGUAUACUUUGGAAUUAUGCCAGUGCCUGCCACCAUUGAUGGAGAAUGUGGGUUCAGAGAGGUCAGAUUCCAGUGUAAUGCAUGAUGUACCUAAUGCUGAUGGAUAUGCUGCCUUGGAGUCACGUGGAAGUAAAUAUUCUGAUGUUCUUCUGAGCUCCGCAUCAGUUGAUGUGGCCACUAUGCAACAAGAUGCUCCCACUUCAAAUAUGGAAUCCAGAACUAUUGCUUUAGCCUCAUCAACUAGUGAUGCUGAUAUUGUUUGUGCUCCUUCGCCUCCUCAUCCUCGCUUAACUAGAGAUCUUACUGAGUUUGCAGUUGGGGGAAGAUUUGAGCCAGGUCCUGCAUCCAGCAACCAACCAGCUAUCGAUCAUUCAGAUGACCAGCAAAUGGACCCUAUUUGUUCAAAUUCAUCCAAUGUGCCUUCCUUGGAUAGUGACUCGAGGAAUGAUGAGAGGAAAAUUGUACAAAAUAAUUCUACCACUCUUAAUCUUCCUGUUACAUUUAAACAUCCACCUCAUCUAAUAACCCCUUCUGAGAUUUUAAUGGGUGCUUCAUCCUCUGAAAUUACCAAAGUUAAUGAGGGAAAAAGUGAGGUUGACUCAAAUUUUCUGGAUGUGGUUGUCAAUAAUGAUGUUUCCAAUGCUGAGGUGGAAGUUAAAAUAGUGGGUGAAACAAGAUCCACUCAUGAUGGUGAAUUUAGUAUUCGAGGAGAAUCCAAAAGGCCUGUUUUUGAAAACAAGGAAAAUCUCCUUUGCUCCCGGGCUUCAGAUCUUGAUAUUGAGAUGACAAGAGAGUGCUGUGCAUUGCCACCAGAAUCAAAUAUUGUGGAGGAACAAGGACAAGUUGAUGGUGUUGUUGUUAGUGAGUCUCUUUCCCCACCUUCUAAUGCUGGCAAAGAUGAAGUCCAUGACUCAAAAAAAAAUGUAUCUGGAAAAGUUUCUGAGUCUUCUGUGUCAGCAGUUGGUCCACUGUCAACUACUCCAAGUACAAAAGGGAGGAAGCAGAAGGGGAGAAAUUCUCAAGCAUCGGGUUCAUCUUCUCAACCUCCAGGCACUUUUAAUUCAGAAAAUUCUUUGAAUGAACCUGUCAGGGCUUCAAAUCUCCUUGCUACGGAUGGGGGUUUUUCUCAAAUUUUGGCUAUGCAGCAAUCGAUUAAUCAGCUAGUGAUCACACAAAAGGAAAUGCAUAAGCAGAUGUCAAAUAUGAUUGAAGUCCCCGUUUCUAAAGAAUGUAGAAGACUGGAGACGGCUUUGGGACGGAGCAUUGAGAAAGCCAUCAAAGCGAAUACUGAUGCUCCGUGUGCUCAAUUUCAAGAAGAGAAUGCAAAGAAUGAGAGGUUAUUGCAAGAUCACAUGCAGCAGAUAACAAGUCUGGUCUUGAAUUUUAUCAGUAAGGACUUGCCAGCCAUAUUAGAGAAAGCACCGAAGAAAGAAUUGGCUUCAGUUGUACAGGUUGCAGUUCGCACAAUAUCUCCGGUCAUUGAUAAAACAGUAUCUUCAGUUAUAUUUGAGUCUUUCCAGAGAGGAGUUGGUGUUAAGGCUGUGAAUCAACUGGAAAAAUCAGUUAAUUCGAAACUUGAGGCUACCGUUGCUAGGCAAAUUCAAGCACAGUUUCAAACUUCUGGCAAGCAAGCUCUCCAGGAUUCUUUGAAGGCUGGUCUGGAAGCCUCAGUAAUUCCUGCCUUUGAGAUGUCAUGCAAAGCCAAGUUUGAACAAGUAGAUGCUGCCUUUCAGAGAGGGAUGGUCGAGCAUACAGCUGCAGCACAGCAGCAUUUUGAAGUUGCCCAUUCUUCUUUGGCACUCACUUUAAGGGAUUCAAUCAACACAGCAUCGUCAAUGACAAAAACCUUGAGCAUGGAGCUGGCUGAUAGUCGAAGACAGCUGUCAGCUAUUGCCGCAAACUCAGGUGCAACAAAUCCAUUGGCCAUGCAACCUAGCGACGGGCCCUUGGCUAGCUUCUACGAGAAGGUUGAAACACAGCUGGAUCCAACGAAAGAGCUAAAAAGAUUAAUAUCUGAAUGCAAAUACGAUGAGACUUUCACUAUUGCGCUCCAAAGAAGUGACGUGGCUGUUGUAUCCUGGCUGUGCAGUGAGGUUGGAUUGCAGGGUAUCAUGUCUCUGUCUCCCUUCCCUCUAAGCCAGGGAGUAUUACUCUCUCUGCUGCAGCAGCUGGCCUGUGAUAUAAACAAUGAUACUCCCCGAAAGCUUGAGUGGAUGACGGCGGUGGCAGCUGCAAUACUGCCAACUGACCAAAUGAUUGUAUUAUACGCACGGCCAAUUGUUGAGCAAGUCGUUGAGAUUGUGAACCGUGCAAGGACCUCACCUGCCGUCACUGGUGCCGAGCUUGCAAACAUCCGCGUUCUCAUGCAUGUCCUUAAUUACUUGCUGGUGACCUGUAAACGAUGAUCCCAUUGUCAACCACCGUGCAGAAUGCAAGGCAGAGUUCUGAAGUAGGAGAAACUAUGUACAAAUGUUUGGUGGUUCAAAUACAUAUAGUGCCUUAGAUUUUCUCCUCCCAAUUUGUACAAUUUGUCUGUGAAUGCUUAAAGAUUCUUCCCUAUUCACCAAAUCAACCUCGGUAGUCAUGACAUGACCCUAACUUCGAUGCAAAUCAAGUUUUGGAUCAAUGAUCAAGUUAUCUUUCACUUGGUGUUUAACAUGAAACUCAACCCAGGUAGAUUAGAUUGACUCGUCAAGCUCUCACCUUCUUGGACAUUAAUCCAAUCUUUGAAUAGUAGAAGGUUUGUUAGAUUGAU